AUGCGCAAUGUUUUUUGUAACUCUGUUUAUAAUACUACUCCUGCAGCAAAGGCUGGUUUACAUGGUCUCGAUGCUAGUACUCUACUACCCUUUAGUCAAUCGGUUAUUAUUCAUGUUACUGAUACUGAUGGUAAACUAGAUCCACGCGGCUUACUUGCUUAUGCUCUUACUCCUUCUACUGAAUCCAAUGGUUACUUAUUGUAUGUACCUGCAUAUAAUAAGGUCCUUGAUAGUUCCAAUUAUGAAAUUGUUCGCGAAUCAACCAAACCUACGAUUGAUUCCACACCUAAUGUUUUUGAUGAACUUUUAAGCUUCUACGAUUCUACUAGUCCAACUAUAGGCGGUACUCCUUCUGCAGAUGACAAUAUCUCCGCAGAUGAUCUUGGUCUUACCACAUUAGAUACUAAUGAUAUUCCAGAAACGUCGCCUACCAUUAUAGAUGGUCCUAACACCUACGUUAAAUCUAUCGAAGAAGUUAUCGACACCAAAGGCUUUCCCACCAAAACAAUAACCUCUACUUCUCAAGCUAGUCAACCAGAUGCAGUCUCUACUGCAACUUCCACUGCGAUCAACACUUCUAUCCUUCAAUUAGAUCCAAGCGUACUUGAUACUCAUCUUUCAGAUGAUCCUCUAUAUGUCGACAAUGAUACUUCUGAUGAAGACUUCCCUGAUGACAACUUCCAUGAUCCCUCUGACACCCAUGCUCAACUUCUUCAAGAACUUGAUAAUAUCCUAGCUGAUAGUUCCCCAUCUAACACAUUACACGAUACCUCUAAAGGCGGUACUCUUACUUCUGCUGACCUCUCUAGUCCCCUUAUUUCUGCUAAACUUACCGCUGCAAAGGAAUUACUAAAAAAAUCUAAUGGUAAACUUUUUAACAAAUCAUCUCUUCCACAGAAGGGUACAUUUACCACUUCUAAAACUAGUUCUAAGUCAAAAUCACUUCGCUCUAAAACUAAUUCUGGUCCCUCGACGGUUGCUCUAAAUCAAUUUUAUAACACAAUCAAAAUGAUUGGAACAUCGUUAUCCAGAUUAGGCGGUAGUACAAAUGAAAAUCACGACGUGAUAGAAUCUGAAGUAACGGAUGAAUCCGCACCCUUUCCACUUAGUAGAUUGGAUGUUGUUAAAGUGACAGAUAUGAUUAAUAAAAAGCCCAAGAAUAAUAAUUCUAUGCAGUAUUAUGAAGCAAUUAGUCAAAAUAGUGAUCCAGAAGAAAAAGAUCUAUACCAAAGAGCCUAUGAAAAAGAAAUAAAAAGUUUAAUUAACCAAAAUAUAUGGGAUGAACAAAAUAUCAUUGAUGCAGACACGGUCCCUAAAGAUAAAAUUAUAAACUCAAUGUUUAUAUUUACUACUAAAAGAGACGGUACGCAUAAAAGCAGAUGUGUUGCCAGAGGAGAUUUACAAAAAAAAAGGAACGUCUGA
Molecule: messenger RNA, 1422 nt
Organism: Henningerozyma blattae CBS 6284
Lineage: Eukaryota; Fungi; Ascomycota; Saccharomycetes; Saccharomycetales; Saccharomycetaceae
Exons: 1
Coding region: 1-1422 (473 amino acids)
Source: RefSeq, a predicted model, not a curated record